AGUCCCCCAGACCUGGAUGCAGAUCCAAACUACUGUGAACUACCACCAAAAGUCUCUGCCUCUAUCCUCCUUGGUGGACUCCAGUGCCAAGGGAGAUCUGUUGGAAAAGGACAUAGCCUCCCAGGCCGGAAUUCCCCAGGAACCAUUAAGUACCCCUCUGGAGGCCCGGGCGCUGGACCGAAGACUUCUGGCUCGGGUUACCCACUGUACACCACCUCUGACCUCGAUUCUGUCUGGAAACAUCAAGAGCAGCAACCUCCAGAAACACAUUCAUCAUGUCUGUCAAGUCCUACGAAGACUAUGGGAAAACAAGUUAUUCGUGAAGGUAGAGAAGUGUGAAUUCCACGCCCCCUCAGUCAGCUUCUUGGGCUAUAUCAUUGAGAGUGGGCAAGUGAGAGCAGAUCCUGAGAAGAUCCGGGCAGUAGCGGAAUGGCCCAGACCCCUGACCCGCAAGCAACUUCAGCGUUUUCUCAGGAGAUCGCAGACCUUCUCGUCUGCCACGUCUUCCACCUCCACGGAAUUCCUGCAGAUAUCAUCUCCGAUCAGGGUCCCCAAUUCAUUUCACAAGUCUGGAAGUCCUUUUGUCAAGCCCUGGGUGCCUCUGUUAGCCUGUCAUCUGGCCUCCAUCCACAGACGAAUGGGCAAACAGAAAGAGUCAACCAGGAUUUAG
Hypanus sabinus (Atlantic stingray) is the source of this 670-nucleotide messenger RNA. RefSeq lists its product as uncharacterized. Lineage: Eukaryota; Metazoa; Chordata; Chondrichthyes; Myliobatiformes; Dasyatidae. The record is from RefSeq and is a predicted model, not a curated record. The coding region runs from base 17 to 670 and encodes 217 amino acids. The transcript has 3 exons.